Messenger RNA from Gorilla gorilla gorilla (western lowland gorilla), 2570 nucleotides. It is a transcript of the gene LGALS8, whose product is annotated as galectin 8. The transcript has 13 exons. NCBI's taxonomy places the organism in Eukaryota, Metazoa, Chordata, Mammalia, Primates, Hominidae. Gene Ontology annotation, cellular component: cytoplasm. The record is from RefSeq and is a predicted model, not a curated record. Gene Ontology annotation, molecular function: carbohydrate binding. Bases 381 to 1460 code for a protein of 359 amino acids.
UCGGAAGAGGCAGAAGACACCGUCCAUGACACUUCCUGGGGAAGCAGAUGUAUGUAUAAGGAUCCGCCCACGGACGCCAGAGCCGGGAACCCUGACAGCACUUAGCUGCUAACAAACAACCUGCUCCGUGGAGCGCCUGAAACACCAGUCUUUGGAUGGAGUCUCGUUCUGUUGCCCAGGCUGGAGUGCAGUGGCACAAUCUCGGCUCAGUUCAACCUCCGUCUCCCAGGUUCAAGCAAUUCUCCUGUCUCAGCCUCCUGAGUAGCUGGGACUACAGGGCCAGUGCCUCAGUUUCAAUCCAAGUAACCUUUAAAUGAAACUUGCCUAAAAUCUUAGGUCAUACACAGAAGAGACUCCAAUCGACAAGAAGCUGGAAAAGAAUGAUGUUGUCCUUAAACAACCUACAGAAUAUCAUCUAUAACCCGGUAAUCCCGUAUGUUGGCACCAUUCCUGAUCAGCUGGAUCCUGGAAGUUUGAUUGUGAUACGUGGGCAUGUUCCUAGUGACGCGGACAGAUUCCAGGUGGAUCUGCAGAAUGGCAGCAGCGUGAAACCUCGAGCCGAUGUGGCCUUUCAUUUCAAUCCUCGUUUCAAAAGGGCCGGCUGCAUUGUUUGCAAUACUUUGAUAAAUGAAAAAUGGGGACGGGAAGAGAUCGCCUAUGACACGCCUUUCAAAAGAGAAAAGUCUUUUGAGAUCGUGAUUAUGGUGCUCAAGGACAAAUUCCAGGUGGCUGUAAAUGGAAAACAUACUCUGCUCUAUGGCCACAGGAUCGGCCCAGAGAAAAUAGACACUCUGGGCAUUUAUGGCAAAGUGAAUAUUCACUCAAUUGGUUUUAGCUUCAGCUCGGAUUUACAAAGUACCCAAGCAUCUAGUCUGGAACUGACAGAGAUAAGCAGAGAAAAUGUUCCAAAGUCUGGCACGCCCCAGCUUCCUAGUAAUAGAGAAGGAGACAUUUCUAAAAUCGCACCCAGAACUGUCUACACCAAGAGCAAAGAUUCGACUGUCAAUCACACUUUGACUUGCACCAAAAUACUACCUAUGAACUAUGUGUCAAAGAGCCUGCCAUUCGCUGCAAGGUUGAACACCCCCAUGGGCCCUGGACGAACUGUCGUCAUUAAAGGAGAAGUGAAUGCAAAUGCCAAAAGCUUUAAUGUUGACCUACUAGCAGGAAAAUCAAAGGAUAUUGCUCUACACUUGAACCCACGCCUGAAUAUUAAAGCAUUUGUAAGAAAUUCUUUUAUUCAGGAGUCCUGGGGAGAAGAAGAGAGAAAUAUUACCUCUUUCCCAUUUAGUCCUGGGAUGUACUUUGAGAUGAUAAUUUAUUGUGAUGUUAGAGAAUUCAAGGUUGCAGUAAAUGGCGUACACAUCCUGGAGUACAAACACAGAUUUAAAGAACUCAGCAGUAUUGACACGCUGGAAAUUAAUGGAGACAUCCACUUACUGGAAGUAAGGAGCUGGUAGCCUACCUACACAGCUGCUACAAAAACCGAAAUACAGAAUGGCUUCUGUGAUACUGGCCUUGCUGAAACACAUCUCACUGUCAUUCUAUUGUUUAUAUUGUUAAAAUGAGCUUGUGCACCAUUAGGUCCUGCUGGGUGUCCUCAGUCCUUGCCAUGAAGUAUGGCGGUGUCUAGCACUGAAUGGGGAAACUGGGGGCAGCAACACUUAUAGCCAGUUAAAGCCACUCUGCCCUCUCUCCUACUUUGGCUGACUCUUCAAGAAUCCCAUUCAACAAGUAUUUAUGGAGUACCUACUAUAAUACAGUAGCUAACAUGUAUUGAGCACAGAUUUUUUUUGGUAAAACUGUGUGAGGAGCUAGGAUAUAUACUUGGUGAAACAAACCAGUAUGUUCCCUGUUCUCUUGAGCUUCGACUCUUCUGUGCUCUAUCGCUGCGUACUGCUUUUUCUACAGGCAUUACCUCAACUCCUAAGGGGUCCUCUGGGAUUAGUUAUGCAGCUAUUAAAUCACCCGAAGACACUAAUUUAUAAAAGACACAACUCCUUCCCCAGUGAUCACUCUCACAACCAGUGCUCUAUCGCAUCCCAUCAUUGAGGACUGAUGUUGACUGACAUCAUUUUCUUUAUCGUAAGAAACAUGUGGCUCUAUUAGCUGCAAGCUUUACCAAGUAAUUGGCAUGACAUCUGAGCACAGAAAUUAAGGCAAAAAACCAAAGCAAAACAAAUACAUGGUGCUGAAAUUAACUUGACAUCAAGCCCAAGGCAGCUGAUUUCUGUGUAUUUGAACUUAGGGUGAAUCAGAGUCUACACAGACGCCUACAGAAAGUUUCAGGAAGAGGCAAGAUGCAUUCAAUUUGAAAGAUAUUUAUGGGCAACAAAGUAAGGUCAGGAUUAGACUUCAGGGAUUCGUAAGGCAGGCACUAUCAGAAAGUGUACGCCAACUAAGGGACCCACAAAGCAGGCAGAGGUAAUGCAGAAAUCUGUUUUGUUCCCAUGAAAUCACCACUCGAGGCCUCUGUUCUUCUAAAGGUUAGUCCGUCAUCAUUAGCAACUGAGAUCAAAGCACUCUUCCACUUUACGUGAUUAAAAUCAAACCUGUAUCAGCAAGUUAAA